Histoplasma capsulatum G186AR is the source of this 774-nucleotide messenger RNA. RefSeq lists its product as uncharacterized. The transcript has 6 exons. NCBI's taxonomy places the organism in Eukaryota, Fungi, Ascomycota, Eurotiomycetes, Onygenales, Ajellomycetaceae. The record is from RefSeq and is a predicted model, not a curated record. The coding region runs from base 1 to 774 and encodes 257 amino acids.
AUGGCGAAAAAUUCAGACCAAAAUUAUCUUACACAUUCGCUUAAUGAUGGAUUGAAACCAGGGAUGAACAUGGAGGUGGGCUGUUUUGAGUACCAAGGCCUGGACCUGGACCCUCAUACAAAGAGGGAUCAGAUUGACCAAGGGUCUCGGAAAGAUGCAUGUAUAGGAGAUGACGCCGCAUGGGAAGUGCGAAGGCAUACACAUAAACUGAUAAAUAUGAAGAACCAGACAAAGGACAAACAGAGUUCGGGUGAUUUUUCGAGCAAAUACUGGAGUGCUCCUCCGAGGCCACUUGAUUUCUCCAUUAUCCGCCGCUUGUCAAUUACUAUUGAACAAGCAAACAGUAAAAAGGCCAUCCCGGAGAGGCGACUGGAACGCUGGGAGUUUGGGGAGAUAUCACGCAGGUGGUGGCAUCGCCGCCCUCUGGAGCCAGGACAUGUGCUAGUUCUAGAAUCGGUUACAGAGUACAGAGUAGUUUUCCUUGCAAUUAGGCUGGGGCCUUGGUCAGAAAUUCUUUCUCUGUUGGAUCAGCGUCAUGGCUGGUUUUCUCAAAGCUCCCCAUUCUUCUUGCUACAGAAGCACAAGCACAAGCUUACUGUAGACCCUUGCUCUGAUGUCCACCAACAUUACCUUACGAAAAUUUUUGCUCUGGAUGCACGAUGCCAGUUGAUGCAUGGUUCGCCAAUAUUUUCUUGGUCGAUAAGGUCCAGACGCAGAGGCCUGUUCUCCUGGAGCGGCUUUCUGCGACCACAUCGGCAUGCUAGCAGAAAUUGA